GGGCUCAGUGGGUCCUGUCAGCACUAAGGUUGGUUAGGAAGGGGUUAAUUGAGUCUGAGCUCUGGGUCAGGAAGGGUUAACCUAGGGGGUGGAGGCUUUUCCUGUGGAGAGUAAGGCUUGGCGGCUACCAAAGUGACUCCCUAGUCCCAGCUGUCCCUCCUGCACUCAGCCUGGGUACAACCUCGGACCCCUCCAACUGUCUCCACACAGAGGGCUAUAGAGUGGCUGGCCCGAGGACCACCUCCCUCUCCUUCCUGAAUAGCCCUGCCGGGCCUGGGCAAGGAAGCUGGCAGCAGUUACCAGAGGCUCCUACCCUAUGGCGCCAGGGACUCCUCAGCCACCUGUGCACAGCCCUGUGUAUGGAGCACGGACCUGCCCAGCCUCGCUAAGAUGCUCCUGGCCUCUCCCUCCACACCAUCGAGGGGACGAACCCCCAGCGCCGUGGAGAGGCUGGAGGCGGACAAAGCCAAGUACGUCAAGACGCACCAGGUGAUAGCACGUCGCCAGGAGCCAGCCCUGCGAGGGGGACCCGGACCGCUCACGCCACACCCUUGCAACGAGCUGGGGGCCCCCGCAUCGCCCAGGACGCCAGGGCCUGCCCGCCGGGGUAGCGGCAGGCGACAGCCAAGGCCCGACUCCCUAAUCUUCUACCGCCAGAAGCGGGACUGCAAGGCUUCGGUGAACAAAGAGAACGCCAAGGGCCACGGGCUAGUCCGACGCCUUUUCCUGGGAGCCCCCCGGGACGCUGCCCCGAGCAGCCCGGGACCCACAGAGAGUCCCGGGACUCCGGCGGGGUGGGCCGGGCCCACGGACGCUCCGGAGGCGAGCGGGAAGCGCGCGCUGUGCCCCACAUGCUCGCUGCCGCUGUCGGAGAAGGAGCGCUUCUUCAACUACUGCGGCCUGGAGCGCGCGCUGGUGGAGGUGCUGGGCGCCGAGCGCUUCUCCCCGCAGAGCUGGGGCGCCGAGCGCGGCCCGCAGGUCGCGGCGCCGCCGCCGCCCGGCUCCGGGGACACCAGCGACUGGACGUCCAGCGACGGGGACGCGGGCAGCCCGGACGGUGCGGGCGGCGGCGGCGGCGGCUCGGAGGCGGCGGGCUCGGCGCGGGACGGGCGCCCCCCGGUGUCGGUGGUGGAACGCAACGCGCGCGUCAUCCAGUGGUUGUACGGCUGCCAGCGCGCGCGCGCCCCGCCGCGCGAGUCCGAGGUGUGACCGCCGCCGCCCCGCGGACGGCUGCCGGAGGGGUCGCCGCGUCCUGAGGACACCCCCCUCCCGACCUCAGUUUCCCCCCUGGCUGCGCCCCCGGCAGGAGGGAACACGUUGGGCCGGGCGCUGGCUUCUGGAAGGGACGCGUGGCCUGCGUGGACUGUGAGCGGUGGUGGACUGGGGCGGGAGAUGGCCCAACUCCUGAAUAAAGCGAAAAUGUUAUUUAAUAAAAGGG
This is a messenger RNA of Meriones unguiculatus (Mongolian gerbil), 1438 nucleotides long. It is a transcript of the gene Fam110d, whose product is annotated as family with sequence similarity 110 member D. Bases 391 to 1209 code for a protein of 272 amino acids. Lineage: Eukaryota; Metazoa; Chordata; Mammalia; Rodentia; Muridae. The record is from RefSeq and is a predicted model, not a curated record. The transcript is spliced from 3 exons.